AAGAGUUGUUUGCGUCCAAAGACGGGGGCGGGGCGGAGGGACGAGAGAGGAAAAUGUCCAACUCCAGCGGAGGCAGCAUGAAGACCAAGUGGAUGAAGGCCUUCAAGUCCCUCAAGACCUCGGAGCCCGCCAGUAGCAAGAUGCCAGCACAGGUCACCUUCAGUCUGCCCCCUACCUCGCCAGCGAAGCGGUACACUUUCUCUAGUACCGUGCUCAGCGUGAUGGCCCACAGCGGACCCCCUGAAGCUACACCAUACGACCAGCGCCUUGCCAGAAAGAACGCGAGGGAGAAGGAGAAGGAGGCGGCGGCCAUGUUUGACACGGCCCACAUCUUCCAGGAGUACACUUACAAGAAGAUCACGGCCUGCGAUGUCUGCCACCAGAUACUGAGAGGUCACUCGCGGCAGGGCCUCAAGUGCCGCAUGUGCAAGACCAACGUCCACGUGGAGUGCCAGGAGCAGGUGGGGAAGUGCCAACCCAAGUCUCGCCUCCUGCGACGCCAGCGGUCCACCUCUGAGAUCGAGUCGAAGCAGCUGGAGGGCGGAGAGGAUGACACGGACCCCAGUGUCAACUUCACCUCUCUAAUCGCCAGCCAGCCUUCAAGGCGAGGCGCUGAGCCUCCAUCUCCCAGUGCGACUACCGAGAUCCAAAUAGGUACUUAGGGUCCUUGUUGGGCAGAUGGAGAUGUCCGCGUCCAAGAUCCCUUGGGGGAGGGUCUUCCUGGGGCCCUGAGGGAGCCCCUAAUUCGUUUUAAAGUUGCGCGCUCUACGCGAGUCUAGUUUAGCCUAUGAAUAUAUUCAGUUAGUUUGGUUUUAGCAUGGUACUCCGUCAGUCUUGUCGUUUAGUUCGUUUGUUUUGUUAUAGAGCGUGUAAAGCGAGCGUGUGGUAGUCCCCUCUUACGUUGUCUGUCGUGGUCCGUGUAUUGUAUAGCUCGUGAGACCUGUUUAGCGUCUUCAUUAACACUCUGAGUUUGUUACGUUGUCCUUCGAUCUCACCUAGAUCAAGUUAGAUUAUGUUUAUUUCAGUAGCGCUUAAAAUAACCUACUGGCGGAGUAUCCUAGAGGGAGACUCGGGACAAAUUCUGUAAAGGAACUUUUAGGCAAGUUGUAUAAACCCAAUUGGCCCAGUCACAGAGCUAAACUAGACUCACCAUGACCUCGGGAGGAGGAACACCUCCCGCUUCGUGUAGUGUACCCUGCAUGCCCUAUACCCUUGGCUGAGCCGAGUCCUUCACCAGUGGCGUCGCCAGUACCAGGAGACCUUGUGAACUAAAACCAACCUUCGCUUGUGAGGUAACAGGAAGGGAGUUAGUCAGAGUAUUCCAACACACACAGCGUAACCACUGCCGUAUAUUGACGAUGCAGAAAUGUAAGGAAGUUGCUACGGCCGUGUGGUUACCUGGUGUGUUUGUUGGGAUAUGCAUAAGGUUAACAUGAGCUAAUCUCAUAGAUGUUUGUAGAGAUAAACGGACCGGUAGUCGAGCCAAGCGUCGAGAGGUUUGGUUUUAUGACACAUGUUCUUCUGCAUAGCAAGAGCGAACGCAUUUUCUGUUUUUAGCACACACUUCAGCAUUUCUCUUAAGUGAUGAUAUCGUUAGCGCUCUUAGGUUUUUUUCGAGAUAGUAAGCCGAAGGUGAAUUUUUAGGUCUUUGUCCUCGAUUUUUUUUCUUUCCUUUUCUUGCAGAGUUUUUGUCCAUGCAGAGCUGAUACAUUUUACUUCAGUGUUGGAGCGUAAGAGAAGCACUGUUAGUGUAGCAUAAAUUGGCCCUUCUGGAGAGCUAUGUGUAUCCCCUAUGAAGAGGCACAUUUUCUUUUCGCCUCGUGUCUAGCGCACCAAAACAUUUUAGACUAGAGUAGGUUGUAGCGGGCGGGGCCGUGUCUUGCGUCCGGGCGUGGCAGCCUGUUUGGGCGCCCGCCCUAACCCAGCGCAGCCUAGGAGACUUGCCCCGUCCAGCAGGCUUCCCGCUGCACUCCCCAGCUACCCUACGUUCCCAGUUCCCCAGUUCUUCUCCCUUUUAGAUACCAGGUUGCUGAAUGCUUUCCUCUUCG
Molecule: messenger RNA, 2048 nt
Organism: Procambarus clarkii (red swamp crayfish)
Lineage: Eukaryota; Metazoa; Arthropoda; Malacostraca; Decapoda; Cambaridae
Source: RefSeq, a predicted model, not a curated record